Molecule: messenger RNA, 3061 nt
Organism: Prorocentrum cordatum
Lineage: Eukaryota; Dinophyceae; Prorocentrales; Prorocentraceae
Source: the annotation of a GenBank genome assembly
AUGUCGCUGCACGAAGAUAAAACACUGUGUCCCACCUGUGGGUGGUGCUCCUCGCCCGCGGGCGCGGCGGCCGCCGCGGGUCGUGGACAUCCGAGGGGCAGGAGCAUCUCCCGGGUGACUCCAGGUACUGGCAAGAUCGUGCUCCAGACGGAGACGCGGGCAGGCGGCAGGCUCUUCUUCGCCCCAUGCGCCAGCGAGCGCACGCAGCGCGGGGGGACAGAGGCGGCCGCGGGGAGGCACGUGCUCUGCACGGGCAGCAGGCUGGGAGACGACGCAGACACGGCGACGCUGCCGAGCAGGCACGGCGACGCUGCCGCGGGGGGCAGGCUCAGACGCCCAGGGCGUUCGGGGCGCCCGCGCGCCCUCUCGUUCUCGGGUGGUCGUGGCGCCACGGAUGCCUCGGCGCGGUGCGGCGUGGGCGGGGCCGUGGGAGUGGAGAUCAAGAGCUGGCUCAUCCGGGUGGCAGGCGAGGGCGACGAGAGCGCGCUCCCGACCUCCAGCCGCGCCGGCUUGCAGCAGGACAUCGUGGUCUUGCGCUUGGCGAAGUGCCACCAGCAGAGGAGGGCCAACGCAGUUUUCGCAGUGCGGGGACGUGGCAGCCGCUCGCUGGCGUUCCAAACCGUCCACGCUGAAGGCGUGAAGACGGUGCGCGCGGACUCGGCACCCCGAGGCUGGCUCGAGUCGGAGUCGAGCCAGAAGCUGUGGAUCCCGUGGCUUUUGGGCAGGCCCCCCCCGGCGCUGCAGCUGCUCCUGUCCGCCUGGCCGGUGCUGCCGCUCUGGGGCCGCCUGUGGCGGCACCCCCGCGCCGCCGCGGCCCUGUCGCCGGCUGGGCGGGGCCGCUGCCCAGCGUCCCUCAGCCCGCUGUGGGACAUCCGGCGCACUUUCGCGAGCGUCAAGGCCGCCAAGCUGCCCGCCGGCAGGUGGCCGCUGGCGGGCCCGCAGGGGGACCGCGCCGGCGGGCGCCCGCCAGCGCCGCGCACGGCGCGGGAGGCUUGGGCCUCAGCAGUCGCCAUUGCCUCGUUCGACGCCGGCGGCGUUGACGCAAUGGCGUGGGUGGAGGCCGUGCGCGUCCUGUGCGCCAGCAUCAGGCGCCACGAGCCGCCGGGGCUUCGGCGCCCCUUUAUCGGUGGGCCUGCGGGUCCUCAUGGUGGAGGAGGGCAUGGACCAGCGCUACGCCGAGAUCUUCGAGGCGGACGGCAUCCGCCUCGUGGUUGCCGACGCGGUGAUCGUGCCCCAGAGCCUCGCCAAGUGCGGCAGCGUGCAACGGCGGGCCGAGGGGCUUCGAUUUCGCCUUUUCGAGCUGGAGGGCUUCGACCGCAUCGGUCGGCGGCCAUCGACGCAGACGCCUUGGUCGUGGGGCCUCUCUCCCACCUGUUCGACGCGCCUCCUGGACUCUUCCUCGCGGCCACGAUCAACGGCACGCCUAUCAACACGGGCGUCAUGGUCAUCACGCCGAGCCAGGACUUUAUGCCGGCACUGUUCGACGUCCUGAGGGUGGAGGCGUGGGAGGAGAAGGCAGGCUGGGCUGCCUGCGCCUCCGACGCGAGCGGGGUCGCGGAGAGAGUGUGCGGGAGUGCCAGCGGGGGCGUGUUCAAUGCGUUCUGCACGCAGGGCCUCAUCGAUGCGGUCCAGCUCGCGCUCAGCGAUCGGCUCGGCGACGCCGUCUGGAUACGCCAGGUGCCAGAAAUGUCUUACUGCGCGCCUGAGACACCAGACAACAUUUUAGGAUGGUCUCUGGCCUGCGGGCUGCUCCUCGGGUCCAGCUCGGGGGUCUCCCUCGCGGCCCGGGCCAGCCGAGGCUGCCUCGCACGCCUGACUCAGGGGAGCCCUCAGCUGACUGCGCACAGCUCCCGCGUGCACGGCAUCAUGAGUCUGCUCGGUCUGGCGGGCGGUGCGCCCGUUGAGGUGUUUACCGCGGCCGCGCUCCUGUUGUGGUACUGGCUACGGCAGCGGCGGCGGCUCUCCAAGAAGGACCUAGCGGACUACAGCGCGCCGACGGGGCAGCUGUCGGGCAACCGGGUCGGCGGCAGCGCGUCGCAGCACGACGCCGCGGCCUGCUGGGCGCUGGGCCAUGGGCGGUACAAGCACUGCGGCCUCCGCGAAGAUCCACUGGCGUCCACCGAGCUGCCAGUGGUCUCGCGGACGAACAUCGACAUUCCAUUGUUAGACGCUGAGUGCAGCGCCGAGCGCAAGCAGAUGUUGGAGGUGUUGUCUCGCCGCGUCGCGGACCUCGCUGAGCUGGCCAACAGAGGCCCCGGAUGUGGCGGCCAUCGGACGGACCCGUCCACGCUGGAGCGGUACCUCCGAGCGAACAACUGGAACGUGAGCAAAGCCGAGAAGAUGCUCCGCGCCGCCGCCAGCUGGCGGCAGAAGUGGGACGCUGACCGGAUUUUCACGCACUGGGACUUAGAGGCGUACGAGCAGUGCCUGGCCCCGUGGUGGCUGUCGGGCGGCUACCUGGGCCACGGCAAGGCUGGUCAGCCCGUGGCGCUGGAGCGGAUCGGGCGUUGCAAGUUUGCGGACCUCGUGAAGGCCGUGCCCUGGGAGGUGUUGCUGAGAAUAGACAUGGUGUUCUGCCACCGAAGUCUCGGCGCGCUGGAGGAGGAUGCGCUGCGUCGAGGCGUGCCGUUGAGGCCGGCCCUCGUCAUCAUGGACCUCGAGGGUUUCGGGCUGGAUCAGGCCCAGUUCGGGGCCGCGCGGGCGAUUGCCAAGCUCGUGGAGAGCCGCUGCCUCCUGGUCACGGAGUGCACGGGCAAGGUGCUCAUCAUCCGGGCCCCGUCCGUCUUCACGAAGGCCUGGAACACCUUCAGCUACCUGCUGGAGCCCGGGACCAGGGCCAAGGUGGAGGUCGUGAGCGGCGACGCGAAGUCGAUAGAGGUGCUCAGGAAGUACGUCGACGACGACGUGAUCCCCGAGUACCUCGGGGGCAGCUUCUGCCUCGGCGGCGACCCCGAGUGCUCGCUGCUGCUCGCGCCGGGCGGCUUGCCGCCACGGCAGGCGCUCGAUCGCCUGCUGGAGCUCACGGUCCGCGACGGCGCCGUGCUGCCCGCAGCGAUCGAGG